AUGCUGCUGUCUCCUCAGGCAGAGAGGAACUGGGAGGGCCUGUGUUCAGUGCUUGAAGACGUGUUGGAGGACCAGUCGGACAGGCAGCUGUUCGCCCUGGAGCUGGGCUCUGGAACCGGGCAGCAUGUCAUACGCUUUGCCCAGAAGAUGCCCUUUGUCACCUGGCAGCCAUCGGACAUUAAGGAGGAGUCUCGAGACAGUAUCAAGGCCUACAUUGAUGCGACCCAUGCCAAGACCAUUCUGCAGCCUGUCCACCUGGACGCCAGCGAACCGUGGGAGAAAUGGGCCGGCGUUCCCCGCAGCUGCUGUGACCUUGUUGUUGCCAUUAACCUGCUGCAGUACAGCUCCUUCAAAACAGCACAGGGUGUUUUUAGUGGAGCAGGUCAGAUCCUCAAACUAAAUGGCCUUCUGAUAUCUUAUGGGGCAUAUGCUAUUAAUGGCACCAUCACACCGAGCUGUAACGAACAACUGGAUGAGGAGAUUCGAAAAAUGAAUCCAGAGUGGGGUCUUCCAGAUAUGGAUGUUCUGAGACAGCUGGCCUAUGGGAACGGGAUGCGUAUGGAGAGGAUUAUCGAGAUGGAAGAAUACUACAAAUGCCUCAUCUUCAGAAAAAUUUAA
Messenger RNA from Limanda limanda (common dab), 618 nucleotides. RefSeq names its product methyltransferase-like 26 B. The coding region runs from base 1 to 618 and encodes 205 amino acids. The transcript has 6 exons. The record is from RefSeq and is a predicted model, not a curated record. Lineage: Eukaryota; Metazoa; Chordata; Actinopteri; Pleuronectiformes; Pleuronectidae.